Molecule: messenger RNA, 315 nt
Organism: Paraglomus brasilianum
Lineage: Eukaryota; Fungi; Glomeromycota; Glomeromycetes; Paraglomerales; Paraglomeraceae
Source: the annotation of a GenBank genome assembly
AUGACAUAUGUGAAAGACCUUGAGGAAGAAAUAUAUCGUAUCCUCCAAUCUUCCUCUCAAUUACGUAAAUAUAACAGUGACUUGCGGAAUAAAUAUAUAAAGCAAGAGGAGAAUUUUGAUCGAGAAAGAAAAGGAUGGGAUCGGGGUAGAAAGAAGUGGAGUAAAAAACUAGGAGAGGUUGUUACUGAGAAUCAAAACCUGCAGUUUGAAAAGAGAAAAGGUAGAUUGUCCGAUGUUUCUUGCACACGUUAUCCGUCUUACUUUUUUCUCCAGGGAAAAAAAUCUGAGAAAAUAAUAAAAGAAAUAGAAGAAUAA